Molecule: messenger RNA, 1579 nt
Organism: Myotis brandtii (Brandt's bat)
Lineage: Eukaryota; Metazoa; Chordata; Mammalia; Chiroptera; Vespertilionidae
Gene: ALDH1A3
Product: aldehyde dehydrogenase 1 family, member A3
Exons: 13
Coding region: 1-1428 (475 amino acids)
Molecular function (GO): aldehyde dehydrogenase (NAD+) activity
Source: RefSeq, a predicted model, not a curated record
AUGUUCAUCAACAACGAAUGGCACGAGUCCACGAGCGGGAAAAAGUUCGCCACCUACAACCCUUCAACGCUGGAACAAAUCUGCGAGGUGGAGGAAGGAGAUAAGCCCGACGUGGACAAGGCCGUGGAGGCCGCACACGCCGCCUUCCAGAGGGGCUCUGAUUGGGAAUCAAACCGCGACCUCCUGGUUUCUAGGUUGAUGAGGAUGUCUGAGGCUCAUGUCUGGUCCUUGCAGACCCUGGAGACCAUGGACACGGGCAAGCCGUUCCUUCACGCCUUUUUCAUUGACCUGGAGGGCUGCAUCAAAACCCUCCGCUACUUUGCGGGCUGGGCAGACAAGAUCCAGGGCCGGACCAUCCCCACAGAUGACAACGUUGUGUGUUUCACCCGGCAUGAGCCCAUAGGUGUGUGUGGGGCCAUCACUCCUUGGAACUUCCCUCUGCUGAUGCUGGUGUGGAAGUUGGCGCCGGCUCUGUGCUGUGGCAACACCAUCGUCGUGAAGCCGGCCGAACAGACGCCCCUCACCGCCCUCUACCUCGGCUCUCUGAUCAAAGAGGUCGGCUUCCCUCCGGGCGUGGUGAACAUCGUGCCCGGUUUCGGACCCACCGUGGGAGCCGCAAUGUCAUCCCACCCUCGGAUCAGCAAGAUCGCGUUCACUGGGUCCAUAGAGGUUGGCAAGCUGGUUAAAGAGGCCGCGUCUCGCAGCAACCUGAAGAGGGUGACGCUGGAACUCGGGGGGAAGAACCCCUGUAUCGUGUGUGCCGACGCCGACCUGGACUUGGCCGUGGAGUGCGCCCACCAGGGAAUAUUCUUCAACCAAGGCCAGUGCUGCACGGCCGCCUCCAGGGUGUUCGUGGAAGAGCAAGUGUACCCCGAGUUCGUCAGGAGGAGCGUGGAGCGCGCCAGGAAGCGGCCCGUCGGGGACCCCUUCGACGCCCGAACGGAACACGGGCCCCAGAUUGACCAAAACCAGUUCGACAAAAUCCUCGCGCUCAUCGAGAGCGGCAAGAAGGAGGGAGCCAAGCUGGAAUGUGGGGGCUCGGCCAUGGAAGACCGGGGGCUCUUCAUCAAGCCCACCGUCUUCUCGGAGGUCACUGACACCAUGCGGAUCGCCAAAGAGGAGAUUUUUGGGCCGGUGCAGCCGAUCCUGAAGUUCAAAACGAUCGAAGAAGUGAUCAGAAGAGCCAACAGCCUGGAAUAUGGGCUCACGGCGGCUGUAUUCACGAAGAACUUGGACAAAGCCCUGAAGCUGGCUUCCGCCUUGGAGUCUGGCACUGUCUGGAUCAACUGCUACAAUGCCAUCUACGCGCAGGCUCCGUUCGGUGGCUUUAAAAUGUCGGGAAACGGCCGAGAAUUAGGCGAGUACGCACUGUCGGAAUACACCGAAGUGAAAACAGUCACCAUCAAACUGGACGACAAGGACCCCUGAGGGGAAGGCGGGCUCUGUCCUCCGACGUCUGAAUGUGGCCCAUCCAUCCAACCUGCCGGAGAGAGAGCGACCUCGCUCACUCCCUGGCCCUCUCUCUCCUGGAGACCUUACGUCCCCUGGAUGGAUGGGAGAGAUUCUCAUUUCCUCCUCA